AUGAAGCGGAUACAAGCAAUAUUCAGCAUGGGCAUACUCUACACUGCUCUUUUGGCUAUGUGUCAGCAGCAAGUCGAGGCUUCCUUCAUUGGUGCCAACGGUGGUCCUGAAUCGGAAGUACUAAUGGCAAGUGCUGAUUCCACCAAUGUCAAACAAUACCAUGCUACCAAAGAAGACGUGAAGAGUUACACACGAUCUUUGGAUUCUCGCAAAAGCACAACAGUCGAAUGCGGUGCCAUUGUUGGAACCCUCAGGAUACAAGAAAUGAAAUCCAAGCUUCUAUCUUCAUCCCAUAUACCAUCCUCAGCGGCUGGAUUUUCCAUUUAUUUGGUGAACCAUGAUGUCCAAGCUAGAAAGAUUUGCGCUUCGUGCCGAGAUGCUGCUGAUGCCGCCGCCACUGGGAAUGUUGUAUGGCAAGAAUACUGCGGAGAGUCUGCAUAUGGUAACAAUGCAACGGUAUCUGGACUCAUGUUAGUUCCAAUCGAUGAAAACGGAGACCUAAUAGAAGGACCUUUGGCAGGACACAUUUCUGCCCACCAAUCGUUGACUGAAACUUUCUCACAGAUUCCAAGUGAAACUUUUGAUCAAUUUGAUAAACAUUGGUUGUCCAUCGUGGCGGCGUCUUCGGGAAAGAUUGCCAUUGAACCUGAUUAUUUGGGCUACGGGGAAUCGUCCAAUUUUUUCAAGAGUUUUCUGGUACGACCAGCCUAUGCAACUGCUACCAUACCGCUCUGGCAGUCAGCUGUGAAGAUGAUAGCGGAAGAAUCCAGCUGCUAUUCCUACUUGAAACCCGUCGUCUAUGUUGCUGGAUAUGGCGAAGGUGCUUUUGCUGCUCUUAGCAUUGCCGAUGCCCUAACGUCGACUUUCAAUGUACAAAUUGUCAAGGCCAGUCUCGGCGGAGGGCCUUACCGACUGGGAUCUCUUGCGCUCCCUCGAUUGGUGGACAGUAUCAACGAGAAGAAAAUGACCGCUGACCAUUACUACGUCCUGGCCCUCUUUGCAAGUGCAUUUUCGUCGACGAAUUCCUGGUUAGCAAAUGUGGGAUACAAUCAAGAUCUAUUGGAUGCAUCUUAUCGCGACCGGAUCGUUGGUUUGGUCCAAGAAGGAGGUUCUGCAGAUUCAUUUCUGGAAUCCUUGCCACCCAAAGUUACUGACAUUAUUGAUCCUAGAUAUUUUAGCUGGAUGAAGAGCAUGGCAGUUCAAGGCGAAUACAUGGGAUGCUUGGCGGGACCGCCUAUUCAACCUGACUUUAAUGGUCACUUUUGCUUGGCACUGUUGGAGAAUGAUUUGACCAGUGUACUACAUGACGCCGAAUACGAUAUCGACCUAUGUCACAGUCCCGAUGAUGAAGUAUUUCAUAUAGAUAACCUACCCCCUCAAUUGAAUGCCGACAUUACUACUCGGAACCCGAGAUUGACUCGACAAUUGGCAUCUGGAUCUCAUGAUUCUGCCUACCGAUUCUGUUCACAACUCGCCAUUACGGAAGGCUUGUUUACGAACCCUCGAUUAAGUCCCAUUGUUGAGUGUGGAGCCAAAGCGACCCCUCAGCCAACAUUGGGCCCAGCGACUACAGUUCCUACAGGCACUCCCAUUGUCGCAACUUUGACUCCAACUCCAAAGCCGACUACCAGGGUCGUUGGAAUAACAGAGCAAACUUCUUCUGCUAGAAGACUUGGCAUUGGUUGUGUCUGGAUGCUGCUGGUAUUAUCAAUGGGACUGACUCUUUGA
Messenger RNA from Cylindrotheca closterium, 1728 nucleotides. Lineage: Eukaryota; Bacillariophyta; Bacillariophyceae; Bacillariales; Bacillariaceae. The record is from the annotation of a GenBank genome assembly.